This is a messenger RNA of Penicillium chermesinum, 2166 nucleotides long. RefSeq names its product phosphatidylinositol N-acetylglucosaminyltransferase subunit Q/GPI1. The transcript has 3 exons. Bases 1 to 2166 code for a protein of 721 amino acids. NCBI's taxonomy places the organism in Eukaryota, Fungi, Ascomycota, Eurotiomycetes, Eurotiales, Aspergillaceae. Gene Ontology annotation, biological process: GPI anchor biosynthetic process. The record is from RefSeq and is a predicted model, not a curated record. Gene Ontology annotation, cellular component: endoplasmic reticulum; membrane.
AUGAUCAUGAAUGAUGGGCUGCUGCGGGUGUUUUGGCCGUACGAUCUCCCGCGAACUUCAUCGCCGGGGGUGAUAGUAGGAUGGCGGAACUCCGAGCAGGAUUUAUUCGUGCUUACAGUGCUGGAAGGGGUGGAGCCACGGAAUGUUGAAGGUGCCCUUCGCGCGGGCAUUCUGUUUCGGAACAGCCCACAUCCUAUUGCUCGUAUUUUCAAUCUAUGUGGUCGCUCGCAGAUGCAUGUUCUGGGGACUAUGAACCCCAAUGACCCUCCGACUUCGUUCAAUCCUUCCAACCUUUACGUCACAACGAGAUCUUCCUCGAAACGUCAGAUUCCACGGAUUUACUGCCCCCCGGAAGCCAACCUCUCCGUGCAGGUCAUCAUGUUCCAGCGUCCGCAUCCGACGCGAAUGGAAUACAUGUCGCUGGAUCCGAUUUCUCUUGCGCUUGGCGAUAAAGUUUCUACAUUGGGGAAUAUUGACUUGUCCGGUAAACCUGGGUCACAAGAUGAGGAAAACCGAGCGCAUUCUCGACUUGUCAUUGAAAAGCUCAAAUUGCACACCGUCGUGAAGCAUAUGCCUUCACAGAAAGAGCAGGCUCUUCCACUAAUAAUUAAUCAAGUCAACUGUGCCUAUGAGAUGGGGCAGCUGAUGCAUAAAAACAGUCAUCUGAUUGGAAUCCGGGCCAAGCGAAGCAUGAGUGUUUCGGAGCGCGUGGUAGAAUCUGCGACAACUCUUUGGGGUCUUAUCGUGGUCUGCAUAGCUCAUGUAUUCUGGCGGUGGAUCUGGCCUGUUGUUACACAGGUCUUCGUCAUAGGUCUCGUGGGGCACCGGUCUGUUGCAGAGGUUGUCUUGCAGGUCCUCGAAUGGCGCGCUCGACCUGACGCCGCAGCUAUCAAAGACAUCUCGGCAACAGCACAGCAGGUUGACAUACGACUGCAACAGUUCUGCUAUUGGCCUAUACAAUAUGUGAAGCUUCGAGGCAGGAAAGACAACUGGGAGAGCGUAACCAACAGUCAUCCCGAUUACAUUCGAUUCUACAACAGUCUAUGGCUCGUGGCCAAUGAUGUGAUCAUUGGCAUUGCCCUUGGGUCAUAUAUUAUCGAUAACGCAAAUUGGGUGGCAUCUCAGAUAAGCACUGUCCUUACCGGCUGGACUGUGGAAGGGCUGCAACGCACCAUCUCUUGGUUAAUGGACUGGCCAGCAGGCUUAAAACUGAACAACGAACUUGCUGCCUUCCUUGGUGAUCUCUUCCUCUGGGUCAUCGAGAAUUGGGCCGGUUUUAUCGCAAAUUUGCAACCUUUCCUGCCUCACGUCAUAUAUGUCAUUGGAUGUUCCAGCUUUGCAGGCGCCAGCAUGCCGAUAGCCCUCUUUUCUGAUCUUCUCUCCAUGCUGACCAUCCACAUCUAUUCUUUCUACAUUGCCUCUGCCCGAAUCUUCAACUGGCAACUCACCAUCAUUGUUUCCCUUUUCCAUCUCUUCCGCGGGAAGAAGCGAAACGUUCUGCGCAAUCGAAUAGACUCAUGCGAUUAUGACCUUGACCAACUCCUUCUUGGCACCAUUCUUUUCACGGUGCUUUUCUUUCUGUUGCCCACCGUCGUGGUAUUCUAUCUGACAUUUGCAUCCGCGCGGAUGCUGAUUAUCUCCAUGAAAGCCGCCCUCGAUACCUGCUUGGCGUUCUUGAAUCAUUUCCCCCUUUUCGCCCUCAUGCUCCGAAUUAAGGACUCCCGGCGGCUACCAGGUGGGAUUCGCUUUGAGCUUCGAGAAGAUUUGAACAAGCAAUCUACCGAUGGCGAUGCGACGAUCUCCUACAUCCAUAUGGAAUCUAUCCCCCUCUCGCUCCGCGCGAUGUUUGACCAGUACUUCCAGCUGGGCCACAGACUCCGCAAGCACUACCUCGCCCCUAAUGUCAUCUUCUGUCUCGUCACAGGCCGAUUUGUGCCGCCGAUUCAUCGGCGCAACCUGUACAGCAUGCAGUACAGUAUGCUCCCGGCACACCGGGAGAGCAUGUCGGCUGUGUGGAAUCUCCUCACCCAGCCCAAGAAGACCAGUACUGGCAGUAGCAGCGGCGGUUCCAUGGGAGGCGGCAUUGCUGGUGCCUUGGGCCAUGCGGUCCCCAGGGUCCCUCCUAAUUUCGGCCAAGGGGAUCUCCGGCGUCGGGGACAUCGAUGA